CAACACGCGAACGUUCUCAAAAUGAAAUUUGCAACUGGCCGGACUAUUAUUCUUACUGGAGCUUCCCGAGGAAUCGGGUGGGAAAUUGCUCGUUGCCUCUUGAGUUCGCCGCUGUCCAGCAAUGUUGUAGCGAUUGCUCGCUCCGAGCAACCGCUCUUGAAGCUCAAGGAGCAGUAUGGGCGGCAAGUUGAGAUUGUGUGCGGCGACGCGACGGAGCGCGGCAUAGCCGACAAAGCGGUCAAGGCAGCUCUUACGGCCUUUGGCAGGAUAGAUGGCCUAAUUGUCAACCACGGGGUCGUGGCUCCCGUGACUAAAGUGGUAGAGUCUGAUAUGGAAGCAUGGAAGAAAGGGUUUGACAUUAAUUUUUUCAGUGCGGUUGAAUUUGUCAAAGCAGCGCUUCCGCAUAUCCGCAUAUCAAGAGGAAACAUCAUCUUCACUUCCUCGGGCGCUGCUACAUCGGCUGUAAUCGGAUGGGGCUUCUAUGGCGCAAGCAAGGCUGCUAUGAACCAUUUCAAUGCUACUUUAGCAAAGGAGGAGCCUGAAGUCACCUGUAUUGCGAUCCGCCCAGGCAUGGUGGACACGCAGAUGCAGGAAGAACUAAGAUCCGAACAUAUAGAUGUACUCGGUCCCGAUGAUGGGCAGAGAUUCAUCACUGCGCACAAGGAAGGGAAGCUACUGCCACCCGAAAAGCCGGGUCACGUAAUUGCCAAGCUUGCGGUUAGCGCCCCUCGCGAGCUCUCUGGCCAAUUCCUAACUUGGAAUUCGGAAGAAUUGAAGGAUUACCAGGAUGAUGCAUGACGCUAAGGAACUAAGGACCAAUUGAUGAGGUUAGCAUUAUCCUCGACGAACUACAAAAUACAGCAGGUAUCGUAUAUUAGAGCCAUAGAAUGCAUCAGUCGAAAGGUUAAAUGGAUACAUGUAGCUAAGCAUCAGAUGCAAAGAGCACCUUCAUAUUUAGCAUGGAGUGAUGUUUUUUUUCAUCAUUUGCCAGGACUCGAAUCCUGAAGUGAACAAUGUAAUAAUGGCA
Molecule: messenger RNA, 1027 nt
Organism: Coccidioides posadasii C735 delta SOWgp
Lineage: Eukaryota; Fungi; Ascomycota; Eurotiomycetes; Onygenales; Onygenaceae
Cellular component (GO): intracellular anatomical structure
Molecular function (GO): oxidoreductase activity, acting on NAD(P)H, oxygen as acceptor
Source: RefSeq, a predicted model, not a curated record